Messenger RNA from Saccharomyces cerevisiae S288C, 1374 nucleotides. RefSeq names its product Rbs1p (gene RBS1). Lineage: Eukaryota; Fungi; Ascomycota; Saccharomycetes; Saccharomycetales; Saccharomycetaceae. The record is from RefSeq and is marked reviewed. Gene Ontology annotation, molecular function: nucleic acid binding. Gene Ontology annotation, cellular component: cytoplasm. The coding region runs from base 1 to 1374 and encodes 457 amino acids. The transcript has a single exon.
AUGACAGCACUAGAUUCUCGAAACUGGGGAUUGACACCCGCUAUGGAAACGGGCUUGUUCCAGAAACCACAGGACCGUAUCUUUAUAAUAGAGCUGGAAAAUUCCAUAGUGUCAUUCAUAAACUCAAACACAGAAUCAUUUCAGCUAAGACCGAUGAAUUCAUAUUAUAGGCUUCUAUCGCACCAAAUAGCUGAGUACCACAACUUGAACCAUGUUUUGGCAAGAACUCAAGAUAGUUGUGUGAUUCUUUUCAAAGGUGAGAAUUUCCAAAAGAUUGAAGGAAAGCCACUCUUACAAGAGUUGCAGCUGAACAAAAAACCGGAAGAGUGUGCUUCCUCAAGUGAGAGUAUUGAAAAAUCGAACAAUAACAGAAUAUUUCGAAUCUUAAAGCGGAAAGAGGUAGGUAACGAGUGCGAUUAUAAAAUCGAUGGCAAUACACGUACACCAAAUAGCAAUUUGACAGCCAAUUCAAAUAAGGACCAAAAAAUCGAAAUCGAUGAUAAAUCUAGUACUGAUUUGGAACAAGAAAGAAUUGAGAAGGAAAGACUUUAUGAACAACGUAAACAAGAAAUUUUUGAUAAGCUCAACAAGAGUGAAGACGAUGUAAAGUCAACCAACAGUAGCGGUAGUAGUGAUAGUGACAAUGAAUGGAGUGAUUGGUUGAACGGAGAUGACUCUAACACACAAACUAGUAACGGUUCAGUUAGCUCUUCAUCACCAUUCAAUUCAUCUGUGACGACGAUACAAGUAAACAAACCUCAACAACAAUUUUAUGAUAGUCGAAGAGGAAGAGGAGGAAGAAGAAGAGGAACAAACAAUUACAAAGAUGCCUAUAGAGGCCAAAGUCGUCGGAAUAAAGAAAACGGCGGUUACCAAUCGGGAUAUUCUUCGCCAUAUCUUGUGUAUCCUCCUCCCCAAAUGGGUGGCAAUAGUCUGCCAACCUACCCUCUAAUGUAUAACCCCGCUGGUCCUGCCCCCGGUCCUGCACCUUCACCCAUGGUAAUGGGCAAUAACACAGUCUUCAUGAACCCUUACAUGUACAAUAUGAAUCCCCAAGGGUCCUGUUCGUUUGGCACCCCAAUCCCUAUGUAUCCCCCAUACCAAUAUCAAUAUCAAUACCAAUAUAACACUCAGUAUCACAGCGGGCCAUAUAGCAAUACACCAAGCUAUAAUUCUAACAAUUACACAAGAUCCUCAGCAAAUAAGUACCACCAUUUUCAAGGAAAAAAUUCAUAUUCUGGUGCGAUUCCGAAACGUAGUGAUGACAGUAACAGUAAUAAGAAUGAGGGAAUUCGUAGGGCUAGUGUUGAGGGUUCGCCGUCAUCUAGGGAUACUGAUUCGGUAGAGAUGAAAUUUGAUAAAUUAAACAUUUAG